CUGCCCAGCCAAGAUGGCUGACAGCAUCCCGUUAAAUCCGGUGCGGAAGAACUCGAAGAGAAUCCCGUAUUACAACUCAGCCAGACUUUCAAGACUGGACGAGGCUGAGCUAUAAAAGCCCUCAGGGUCAGGAAUGGACAGGAAGUGAACUAGUCGCAUGACCAGAUACUCUUUAGAAGAUGAGCCCUCCAACCUGGAUGAAAUGCCUCUCAUGAUGUCGGAAGAAGGCUUUGAGAACGAUGAGAGCGACUACCAGACGCUGCCCCGGGCCAGGGUCAACCAGAGACAGAGAGGCCUCGGCUGGUUCCUCCUUGGAGGGUGGAAAGUUCUCUGUGGCAGCUGCUGUGAUUGCCUGGCCCAUAUAUGUCGGAGGAAGAAGGAGCUGAAGGCCAGGACGGUUUGGCUUGGCUGUCCGGAGAAAUGUGAAGAGAAGUACCCCAAAAAUGCCAUCAAAAACCAGAAGUACAACAUCUUCACCUUUGUGCCUGGGGUUCUCUACCAGCAGUUCAAGUUCUUCCUCAAUCUCUACUUUCUGGUGGUGGCCUGUUCCCAGUUUGUGCCAUCACUGAAGAUCGGAUAUUUGUACACGUACUGGGCACCUCUGGGUUUUGUCUUAGCCGUUACAAUGGUGCGAGAGGCUGUGGACGAAGUGCGACGAUUCCAACGGGACAAAGAGAUGAACUCUCAACUCUACAGCAAGCUCACAGUGAGAGGUAAAAUUCAAGUGAAGAGCUCAGACAUACAAGUUGGGGACUUGAUCAUCGUUGACAAGAACCAAAGGAUUCCUGCAGACAUGAUAUUCCUGAGAACGUCAGAGAAAAAUGGUGCCUGUUUCAUCAGAACAGACCAGCUGGAUGGAGAAACAGACUGGAAACUGAAGGUUGCUGUAGGAUGCACACAGCGACUACCAGCAGUGGGGGAUCUCUUUUCCAUCAGCGCCUAUGUCUACGCCCAGAAGCCUCAGCUGGACAUCCACAGUUUCGAGGGGAACUUCACAAGGGAAGACACAGAUCCACAGAUCCAUGAGAGUCUGUCUAUUGAAAACACUCUGUGGGCCAGCACAGUCGUUGCAUCUGGCACAGUGAUAGGGGUGGUGAUCUACACAGGCAAAGAGACCAGAAGUGUACUGAACACGUCCUACGCCAAGAACAAGGUUGGCUUACUGGACCUAGAGCUGAACCGCCUCACAAAGGCCCUGUUCCUGGCCCAGGUGGUUCUGUCCGUUGUCAUGGUAGCGCUUCAGGGGUUUGUGGGUCCUUGGUUCCGCAACCUUUUCCGUUUUGUCGUGCUUUUCUCUUACAUCAUCCCCAUCAGUUUGCGUGUAAACCUGGACAUGGGGAAGUCAGCCUAUGGCUGGAUGAUCAUGAAAGAUGAAAACAUCCCUGGCACUGUUGUGAGAACCAGCACCAUUCCAGAAGAACUGGGCCGGCUAGUCUAUCUGCUGACCGAUAAGACGGGGACUCUGACACAGAACGAAAUGGUCUUCAAGCGGCUGCACCUGGGAACAGUAUCUUAUGGCACUGACACCAUGGAUGAGAUACAGAGCCACAUAAUCCAGUCAUAUGCACAGGUGACCUCCCAGCCCUCCACCGGCAGCGCCAGUGGCUCCACUCCAUCGCGGAAGACCCAGCCGUCUGGCCCGAAAGUCCGUAAGAGCGUCAGCAGUCGCAUCCACGAGGCUGUGAAGGCAAUUGCCUUGUGCCACAAUGUCACGCCCGUCUACGAAUCACAUGCCAUUGUGAAUGGAGAGACGGAGUCUGCUGAAGCUGACCAGGACUUCAGUGAUGACAAUCGCAUCUACCAGGCCUCCAGCCCUGAUGAGGUUGAGCUGGUGCGGUGGACAGAGAGUGUUGGCCUGACCCUGGUGAACAGAGACCUGAACUCACUGCAGCUGAAGACUCCUUCUGGACAGAUUCUCUCCUUCCACAUCCUGCAGAUCUUCCCCUUCACCUCCGAGAGCAAAAGGAUGGGCAUCAUCGUGAGGGAGGAGUCCACAGGUGACAUAACUUUCUACAUGAAGGGUGCUGAUGUUGCCAUGGCGAGCAUCGUCCAGUAUAAUGACUGGUUGGAAGAAGAGUGUGGGAACAUGGCCAGAGAAGGCCUGAGGACACUGGUGGUGGCCAAGAAGUCUCUGUCUGAGGAGCAGUAUCAGGACUUUGAGAGCCGCUACAACCAGGCGAAGCUGAGCAUCCAUGACCGAGGCCUGAAGGUUGCAGCAGUGGUAGAGAGCUUAGAGAGGGAGAUGGAGCUUCUGUGCCUGACUGGUGUAGAAGACCAGCUACAAGCAGAUGUCAGGCCCACACUGGAGCUGCUCAGGAACGCUGGCAUCAAGAUCUGGAUGCUGACAGGGGACAAGCUUGAGACAGCUACAUGCAUCGCGAAAAGCUCCCACUUAGUGUCCAGAAACCAGGACAUUCAUGUUUUUAGACCGGUCUCAAGCAGAGGAGAGGCCCAUCUGGAGCUCAACGCCUUCAGAAGGAAACAUGACUGUGCUCUGGUCAUCUCUGGAGACUCCUUAGAGGUGUGCUUGCGGUAUUACGAGCAUGAGUUUGUAGAGCUGGCAUGUCAGUGUCCAGCGGUGGUCUGUUGUCGCUGCUCCCCAACUCAGAAGGCCCAGAUAGUCACGCUCCUCCAGCAGCACACAGCCAACAGAACCUGUGCCAUAGGUGAUGGAGGAAAUGAUGUCAGUAUGAUCCAGGCUGCAGACUGUGGUAUUGGGAUUGAAGGAAAGGAGGGGAAGCAGGCGUCUCUGGCUGCAGACUUCUCCAUCACUCAGUUUAAGCACAUCGGUCGUCUGCUCAUGGUUCACGGCAGGAACAGCUACAAGCGCUCUGCAGCGUUGGGUCAGUUUGUCAUGCACAGAGGCAUGAUCAUCUCCACCAUGCAGGCUGUCUUCUCUUCUGUAUUUUACUUUGCCUCUGUGCCAUUGUAUCAGGGUUUCCUCAUGGUUGGCUAUGCCACCAUCUACACCAUGUUCCCAGUGUUCUCUUUGGUUCUGGACCAAGAUGUGAAGCCAGAGAUGGCUCUUCUCUACCCAGAGCUGUAUAAAGACCUCACCAAGGGGCGUUCAUUAUCUUUCAAGACUUUCCUCAUCUGGGUUUUGAUCAGUGUGUAUCAGGGUGGCAUCCUCAUGUACGGCGCGCUGGUGCUGUUUGAGUCGGAGUUUGUGCACGUGGUCGCCAUCUCCUUCACAGCGCUCAUCCUGACCGAGCUGCUGAUGGUGGCGCUGACGAUUCGCACCUGGCACUGGCUCAUGGUGGUGGCCGAGUUCUUCAGCCUGGGCUGCUACCUGGCCUCGCUCGCCUUCCUCAACGAAUACUUUGACUUGUCGUUCAUCACGACUUGGCCUUUCCUGUGGAAGGUGUCUGCCAUCACGCUGGUCAGCUGUCUUCCUCUCUACAUAAUCAAAUACCUGAAGCGCAAGUUUUCCCCACCGAGCUACUCCAAACUAUCCUCAUGAGCCAAACUUGGAUUACUCGUGUUUGUUUCGUAGUUUUCGUGCUUCUCUGAGCUUUCUUUUUUCAGCACUUUUUCCUUACUCACUGAUCCUCAGUGACGGACAGGUAAGAAACCACUGGAACAAUCGAAACUGUUCUUUGGAUUAUGUCACUGAGAUUUUGGAUUACUUGAAAAAAAAACGGAGCACAUAAAAAAAAAGACUAAAAGGACAGAGUCACCAAAAGAAGGGCAAAAUGGUGUAAGUGACUGCACUUCAAACUUGACUCAAAAAGGGUCAAUAUGCCUUCUUUUGUUUUUAAGCAUUUACAACAAAUCAGCUUCAAAUGUCAUUUUAUACAGUUCUGAUGCGUUUCUUUAAAUGUUUAAAUUUUUAUAUGUGGAGUUCAGAAUUUUUUUAAGUGUUAUUUUUUAUUCCAGGUAUUAAUUACAGUCGCUGGCCUGCAUCUUUCAACAGUGUUGAGUUGCUGUAAGGGAUUUAAAAAAUUAAAAAAAAGAUCUUUUAUUUUAAUGUUUUUGUACGUUACUGUAAAUAAAGCCUUUACAUGCAGCUUUGAUCACUGCUGCUGUCAAUGUGAAACCUCACUGCAUUUAAAGAGACAGUUCACCCCAAAAUACAUUUUUUAAAAAAUGCACGUUUUCCCCUCUUACCUGUCACCUGCUCUUUAUUAAUCCAUAUUGUAUUGGUGAGGACUGCAGAGUGUUGCAGAUAUCAGCCGUAGAGAUGUCUGCCUUCUCUCCAAAAUAAUAGAACUAGAUGGCACUCAGCUUGUGGUGCUCUUAGUGUCAAAACAAUACAUAUAAAAAAACUCAACAGUGAUGUCUCUUUCCAGAAAUAAUGACCUGGUUACUCAAGAUAAUCCACAGACCUUGUUGUGAGCAGUUUCUUGUAGGAACUAUUUUCUUUCUACCAAACUACACCGACCUACUGAAUCACUGCACAGAAGGAAGUGUGCAUCUACUCAUGGAAAACUAUGGCGGCAUAGUGUGUGAUUUUAAACAGUAUGAGAGGCGUGACAUGUAAAUUAACAGCAUCAGUCUCUAGUGUGAUGUAUGACACACAUGGGCAGCAAAUUUAUAAACAAUAAGAAUGGCAUUAACAUGGCAAUAACAAUCAUCCUCUGUUGCUAAUAUGGAGGUUGACCUCAUCCUGUGCUCAGAGCGGAAGGAGCUCCCAGACCUCACUGAAUUCCCAGUUUGCUGAUAUUUGCAACUGCUGUACUUCUUUUUCAAGUUAGCUGUUAUCCAAAACAUCACACUUGUCUCUUCCAUGGUUCCGUCUUGUCAGCUGUCCCUUUUACACGGAUGUCAAUUGAGCGCUGUUACUGCCUACGCUGCUGGCUUAAAAGCAAGACAGCUCUGUCCCCCCCAUUCCACAAUCAUACCGUUUAUACAGAAUGUUGAGGCGCAAGAUUUCCACCUUGAACAGGCAGUGUAAAGGGGGGUACUAUUGGCAUCCUCUUUGGUUGAGCUGUAGCAUUAGCUGGCUUAGUGAUGCUAGGUGAGCUAGCAGUAGAUGCAUGCUUCCUUCUGUGUGAGGUUACGGUUGGUGGGUAAUGAAAGACAGUAGUUCCUAGGGCAGAUAUCUCCCAACGCUCUGCAACUCACAACUAAACAGUCUUACAAAUAGAACUACAAGUAAGAGGAGAAAUAUUUUGAUUUUGAAGUGAACUGUCCUUUUUACUCUUCAAAUAACAUUUACGAUGACAUUCACGAAAAGAAUGCUGGGACUUGCUUCAAACUGAAUUUCCAUGUGUUUGCUGCUUUACGUCCUGUCCAUUAUACAAGACAGUGAAUGACAUCAUCAAUCAUCAUCUUCGUAGUAUAAAACCAGCACUCCAUAGCAUCAGUAAAUGUUGCAUCAUCAGCAUAUUUGGCCUUGAUUAUACUGCAUAACUUAACAUUUAUGAUGUCUGUCAGUGGCCACCAGUCCUCUUGUCGGGACAUGGCAGCUCGCUUUGUGCCUCAUUAUCAUGUAUGUCAAUGUACCGAAGCUGCGUCUCAUAGCAUUGGAUGUUUGAUCUGAACUUCCAGGAGCCUGAAUCCUGCUGCUCUACAUGGAGAACAUUUUUCUGAUGGUAAAACUACUUUAAAAGUCACAAUGAAGGACCCUGAAACACUGACGGCUGUAUUUAUUUUUAGGCCUUUAUUGACAAUAUGAAUCCCCUGGGCUUCAGUGUGACUUUGGCCUGUAGUGGACGUUGACAUUCAGCUCUUUUUAAGGAGGAAUGAGUUUUAUCAUUCACUCCAUGUACUCCUAGUGCUGAGUAUGUUUUGAGCACAGUCGAAGAAAGUGAAACUGAUCCUUUAAAUGUACAGUUCAUUAAACAGGGUGUAGUCUAGCUAUGUUUAUUAGUCAGGUUGUCAUUUCUUACUAAAUUGAGUUUAACUCAGGUCGACUUAAUAUAGCUGUCGGCAACCGCACUAUAAAAUGUAGCUACACUACAGGAAAAAAGGCAAAUACAGGAAAUAGCUAUUUGGGUGCGACUGUGACACUUUGAUGCAAAUUGCAUUUAGGUUUUAAAUUUCUGAUUUACAUUCUUGUGAAGAGCAGUUCCAAAUGUUGAUUCCCGUGUUUUAUGUUGAGAUCUUUGCUCUGUGCUCUAUGUGAUGUUGUAAAAACUUUUUCUGUCUCAGCAACUUGCUUUCCAUGUCCUACACUGCGAUUUCUAACAGUAUGUCUUGUUAUUUAUAAUAUUGUUAUUGAUUAAUAAAUAAUAAAGAGACGACAGAUG
Messenger RNA from Epinephelus fuscoguttatus (brown-marbled grouper), 6191 nucleotides. It is a transcript of the gene atp9b, whose product is annotated as ATPase phospholipid transporting 9B. NCBI's taxonomy places the organism in Eukaryota, Metazoa, Chordata, Actinopteri, Perciformes, Serranidae. Gene Ontology annotation, cellular component: endosome; trans-Golgi network; plasma membrane. The coding region runs from base 158 to 3460 and encodes 1100 amino acids. Gene Ontology annotation, molecular function: ATP binding; ATP hydrolysis activity; magnesium ion binding. The transcript has 30 exons. Gene Ontology annotation, biological process: endocytosis; phospholipid translocation; retrograde vesicle-mediated transport, Golgi to endoplasmic reticulum. The record is from RefSeq and is a predicted model, not a curated record.